Molecule: messenger RNA, 1224 nt
Organism: Epithele typhae
Lineage: Eukaryota; Fungi; Basidiomycota; Agaricomycetes; Polyporales; Epitheliaceae
Exons: 6
Coding region: 1-1224 (407 amino acids)
Source: RefSeq, a predicted model, not a curated record
AUGAGCAACCUCACCCCGAACUCGUCCCCUCGCGUCCGCCGCAAAGGCUCCACGCGCCGCCCCCGCGCAGGCUCCCAUCUCCCGCCCAUCACCCAGGAGAGCCACGAUGCCGCCCUUGCUGCUAUCAGGACCUACCUCAAGGGCAGAACCUGCUACGACACUUUUCCCGUCAGCUUUAGGUUGAUUGUCCUCGAUUCCAAAUUGGAGGUCAAGAAGGCCCUCCAAUGUCUCCUCAUUAAUGGCGUGGUCUCCGCGCCAUUAUGGAACAGCGAGCGAUCCUGCUUCGCCGGCAUGUUCACCGUGUCCGACAUCAUCCAUCUCAUUCAAUACUACUACCAGUGCUGGUCGUACGACGCCGCCGCCUCCGACGUAGAGACCUUUCGGCUAGAGUCACUGCGAGACAUCGAGAAGCAGCUCGGUGUUGACCAGCCUCCUCUUCUCCGCGAACACCCUUCUGCGACGCUGUACGAGGCCGCCAAAUUGCUCAUCCAGACCCAUGCUCGUCGGGUCCCCCUACUCGACUGCGACACCGAGACCGGCCAUGAGGUGAUCAUAUCCAUCCUCACACAGUACCGUCUCCUCAAGUUCAUCUCCAUAAACUGCGGGAAGGAGAUCCAACAGCUGCACUUACCACUCCGCAGAUUAGGCAUUGGCACCUUCGUCCCCUUUCCGCAUCCUGAAAACACGCCUGAAGGUCACAACCCAUACGAUCCAAUAGCUACGGCCACCAUGUCUACCACCGUCUUCGACGUCGUACACAUGUUCUCAGCACGCGGCAUCUCCGCAGUGCCGAUCAUCGACGAGGAUGGCAUCGUAGUGAACAUGUAUGAGACCGUGGACGUGAUUACGUUGGUACGACUAGGAGCAUACCAGUCCCUGGACCUCACCAUCUCCGAAGCACUAAACCAGCGGACACCCGACUUCCCGGGAGUUGUGAUUUGCACUGCGUCAGACUCUUUGGCCACGCUGAUGCAGCUUAUCAAGAAACGUCGGGUGCAUCGGCUGGUCGUCGUCGAGGGUGACGACGAAGAGCGGCGGGGCGGGAGGAAGGGCCGCCUUCUGGGGAUCAUCACCUUGAGCGACGUCCUUCGCUAUCUCGUCGGCGACGUGCACAUUGGCGAAGAGCACCACCACAUCCCUGUCCCGGUGGAGAUACCCCUUCCGCCAACUCCUGCCCCAGAAGCACCACCACCAGAAGUUCCCCCACCGGAACAGCUUUCAUAG